Vicia villosa (hairy vetch) is the source of this 3665-nucleotide messenger RNA. Its product is annotated as transcription factor LHW-like. Gene Ontology annotation, molecular function: DNA-binding transcription factor activity; protein dimerization activity. NCBI's taxonomy places the organism in Eukaryota, Viridiplantae, Streptophyta, Magnoliopsida, Fabales, Fabaceae. Gene Ontology annotation, biological process: regulation of DNA-templated transcription. The record is from RefSeq and is a predicted model, not a curated record. The coding region runs from base 594 to 3299 and encodes 901 amino acids. The transcript is spliced from 10 exons.
CUCAGUGGCUCCCUUUGUAAUAUUCCACCAAAACCCCUCCUUUUUCUCAACCCUCUUUUCAUCUCUCUCUCUCUCUCUCUUCUUCACAACACCCAUUUAUUUUCACACCAAUCCUCAUCGAAACAAAAAAAACACAACACAAGCCAAAAAAACACAACAUAGGAGUAACAAAAAACAUUAACACAUAUUUUUCAUCAAAAAUGGAGAAGAUGAUGAUUCCUCUUUACAAGCUUGAAUCUCGUGGGAUAGUGUAGUUUCUUCCCAAGUUUUCAUCUUUCUUGUUCUUUUGUUCUUUCCAGUUCUCACUUUCUCUCUCUACUUUUUUCACUUUCUCUUUCUCACUCUACCGGAGGAUGGACUUCCGGUGCCGAACACUGACCAUAGUCAACUUAGAUCCGGAGAGAAAAAGAAGUGGUGGGUUGAGGACAAAACAAGCAGGGAGAGGAUCGUGCCGUGGUAGUUAGAGUUUAGGAGAUGUGAAAAAAAUGCAUCUUGUUUGGUUUUGAGACUUGCCCUUUUCUUCAUUCUUACUUUGAAUGCUGCUUUGGUUCUGUUGAUUGAAAAAAGUUGAGCUUUUGUGUGUGGAAAAAAUAAUGGGGUUUUUGUUGAAAGAAGGUUUGAAGAGUCUUUGUGGUAGGAAUCAGUGGGCUUAUGCUGUUUUCUGGAAGAUCGGUUGCAAUAAUUCCAAGCUGUUAAUCUGGGAAGAUUGCUACUAUGAACCAUUGCCAUCUCGUUUCCUUCCACAAAUCGCUGGAACGUCUAAUUCGCCUUACCAAGAUAGGGAAGGAUGCUGGUUUUCUUCUGAUUCUCAGCGAAGGGCUCAAGAGGAUGACAGAGUCUGUUCAUUGAUUAACAAGAUGAUGGUUAAUAAUUCUGUCAAUGUUGCUGGUCAAGGGAUACUUGGACGGGCGGCGUUCACCGGAAAUCAUCAGUGGAUUGUUUUGAACAAUUUCAUCAAAGAUGCAUAUCCACCAGAGGUAUUAACCGAGUUGCAUGGCCAAUUUUCAGCUGGAAUGCAGACAGUGGCGGUUAUUCCUGUGCUUCCUCAUGGUGUUGUUCAACUCGGUUCUUUCUUGCCGAUAAUGGAGAAUAUCGGAUUUGUGAAUGACGUGAAGAACUUGAUCUUUCAAUUGGGACAUGUUCCCGGCGCGCUUCUAUCCGAAGACUAUUCAACAAGACUUUCUAAUGAAAGGCAUACUGGACCUGUGACUAAUUCUAUGCCGUUUUCUUUCGAUCCACAAGUCACUACCUCAAACUGCACUCCCUCGGUAGCUAACGGUUCUAACCAACCGAGUAAUUCACCGCAUGGUCCAAUGCAUGUUGCUGCUCAAGCCCCUUUUCAAACGGGAGUAAUAAAUAGUUACCACAACGGUUCUGUAUUGACACCUCAAUCCCAAAACCUAAACCAGAUAUUUGAAAGCCUUUGCCAACCAAAGGCUCAACGAGAGAAUGCAAUUGUGAAGGCUGAAGCUGAAGUGAUAUCUACAAAUCUCGAUUCUUCAUGUCUGCAACAACGUUCCUUUUCAUAUAAUGCAAGGUCCACACUCCAUAUGGAACAACAAGUCUUAUCAGGUGUCGGGUCACAAAGUCAUGGUAACGCCAAUAUGAAUCCAUCAUCAAGUGCCUAUAUGCCUCGACAGCAAACAAAUGGAGGCCAAAUUUAUUAUCAGAAUUCUAACAACACUUCACUUCUUGGAGGAAUCCCAAUAUGUAGUAGUGGGAUGAGUAAUAAUAAUCUUAUAAGGAAAAAUAUGAUUAAUUGCUCGGUUUCUAAUCCUCCAAAGUUAUCCACUACUGAUUUUUCCGGAACACAAAAAGUAGGGUUUGGAAUUCAAAAUGUUAAUUCAACUACAGCUGCCAAUCAGACGCAUCUAAAAGGCUCGGAACAAAAAAAUCUUCCCAUUGAUUUAAAGUAUGCUCAAAAUGCUCCGGCUUCCAGUGAUGUAAGGAUUGAUGAUUUGAUUCAGGCUAUGAAAAUCCCGUCAUCUUUUAAUCUUAAGGAGCAUGUGCCAGUGAAUGAUCACAUCCCUGGUUUUCUUCAUGAUUUGGAACUUGAAGAAGCGUGUACGCAACUUUCAUCGGGUGAUGACGACUUGUUUGAUGUACUAGGCAUGGAUUUCAAAAGGAAUCUGCUGAAUGGAAACUGGAAUACGUUGUUUGCUGAUGAAUCAGAUGCCAAUGCAGAAAAUCUUGAUAAAAAAGCAAUAUCUACAAAUUUUCCGGUUGUAGGUGAUAAUAUUUAUCCAGUUAAUGAAGCGAUAUUAGACAAUGGCAUCUUCUCUGGAACAAACACUGGCCAUCUCUUAGAUGCCGUCGUCUCAAAAACUCAACCUGCUUCAAAUGAGAAUUCCGACGAAAUGUCUUGCAGGACUACCAUAACAAGGAUUAGUACCGCGUCUGUUCCUUCUCCUACCGGCAUUCAGAUUAUUCGCGAUCGUGUUGGCCAGGGGGCGCUGUUUGAUUUUCCCAAAGCAGAGAUUAAAACUAGUGCAGCGGAAACAAGUUCUCUUAGGUCUGGUUGCAGCAAAGAUAAUGUUGGAAACUGUUCUCAAACCACUUCCAUAUACGGUUCUCAACUUAGUUCAUGGGUGGAAAACGGUAGCAGCAGCCAUGUGAAACACGAGAAUAGUGUUUCAACCGGAUACUCUAAGAGACCAGAUGAAGUUAGCAAACCAAAUCGUAAAAGGCUUAAACCUGGAGAGAACCCUAGGCCUCGACCUAAAGAUCGCCAAAUGAUUCAAGAUCGGGUGAAAGAAUUACGUGAAAUCGUGCCUAAUGGAGCAAAAUGUAGCAUCGAUGCUCUUCUUGAAAGGACCAUCAAACAUAUGCUUUUCUUGCAAAGUGUAACAAAGCAUGCUGAUAAGCUGAAACAGACAGGAGAAUCCAAGAUUCUUAGUAAAGAAGGUGGAUUGUUAUUGAAAGAUAACUUCGAGGGAGGGGCUACAUGGGCGUAUGAGGUUGGUUCACAAUCAAUGGUUUGCCCUAUCAUAGUCGAGGAUCUUAAUCAUCCCCGUCAGAUGCUCGUCGAGAUGCUUUGCGAGGAACGAGGCCUCUUUCUUGAAAUAGCCGAUUUAAUCAAAGGAUUAGGAUUAACUAUCCUGAAGGGUGUCAUGGAAGCUCGCAACGGCAAGAUUUGGGCACGCUUUUCUGUCGAGGCAAACAGGGAUGUAACAAGGAUGGAAAUAUUCAUGUCACUAGUUCGACUUUUGGAACAAACAGCAAAAGGAGGCGCAUCUUCCUCAAACGCUGCAGGUGAUAACAACAUGAUGGUUUAUCAUUCGAUCCCGCAAUCCACCUAGUUUUUUUCCAUGGUCUGGAAUGUUGAGAGCACAUACUUGCCAUGAUUGACAUCAAAUCUAGCCUUAUAUUAGAUUUCAGUUUCGGUUGAUAUUAACUUUCCCUAACCGCACCGUAAGGAAUGUGUUUAGUUAGUAAAGUGCAUCUCAAAGAUUAGUAUGCAUUGGUAUAGAACAUAUGUAAGAAUGUUUCCUUUUAGUUAUAACUUGCAUUUUUUUUCUUUCAUGUAGUUUCAUUGGUGUGUUGGUGUUAUGAUUCAGAUGUAUAGAUGUUUUAGGACUUGACAGGAGGUUCAGGUGUUAACCACCAGUCUAUGCAGUUAUUCUUGUUUUUGAUAUAUCAUGCGUUAUAAAUACUAAUGUUAUUAA